Nicotiana attenuata is the source of this 892-nucleotide messenger RNA. RefSeq lists its product as uncharacterized. Lineage: Eukaryota; Viridiplantae; Streptophyta; Magnoliopsida; Solanales; Solanaceae. Gene Ontology annotation, biological process: response to cold; regulation of circadian rhythm. The transcript is spliced from 3 exons. The record is from RefSeq and is a predicted model, not a curated record. The coding region runs from base 194 to 577 and encodes 127 amino acids.
UAUAAAUAUUGAAUGCAAAUAAGUGUUUUUUAGCCCUCAAGAAUAUUGUACAGAUUAUAUUAUCCUAUAAAAAGCCCUGAAUAUCCAAAAUAGGCUUAGAAGAGAAACAGGCCAACCACCUGUCAUCCGGUAACACCCCGGCCUGAAUCUACGUACCCGGUAGUAGUUUCUCCGGCGGAAUAGUUGUAUAUACAUGGAUCAGAAGAAGAAGAAAGAUGGUAAAGGAAGUUUGUACUGGACAAAUGAAAGGCAUGUUCAUUUCUUGAAUUCAAUAGAGGCAUCGUUUGUUCGAGGAAUGUUGGAGAAUAAUAAUAACGUUAACGCCGGCCAGCUGUUUCUCCCACUGGACCGCCAUUUGCCUGACAGUACAGAUUCAACACUUGAUACACCUAACCAAAGACGUCGUAGAUUUUCUACUUCAGAUAUCAACAUGAGCAGCGGAAGCAGAAUAGAUGAGAAGAAAACUAGUAGAAGAUUGUCAUCUGACAUUUCCUCACAAGAUCAGGUGGUCCCACAAUAUAAACAUGGAAGAGGAGAUAAGGAUACUGAAGGUCACCCUGAUGUUCCUCUCACUUAGACACCUGCAAAAUGAGCAACUAUUUUUAUUAUUUCCCUUAAGUUUAAUUUUGUUCUUCAAAUUUUCGUUUUCUUUUUGUUUGUUUAAUCUAUUGUGUGGAUAGAAGGCAGUGUUUGUUACUUUUCCUUCAUUCUUCGUUCCUUUCUUUUCAAGGGAGUAGUUAAAAUUAAUUAUUUAAGAUUAGCUAGGAUGAUUUGAUCAAUUCGUACUUUUGAAGUAACAGAAUAACCUAUUAAGUGUGGGUCAAGGGUCAACUUUUAUCUUCGUUGCAGAUAUUUUGUCUGAACUUAAUAAUGCAAGUGAUUAUUAAAUGUA